Molecule: messenger RNA, 1407 nt
Organism: Exophiala dermatitidis NIH/UT8656
Lineage: Eukaryota; Fungi; Ascomycota; Eurotiomycetes; Chaetothyriales; Herpotrichiellaceae
Exons: 2
Coding region: 793-1161 (122 amino acids)
Source: RefSeq, a predicted model, not a curated record
UAAUCGUCAGGAGCACGCCAUAUACAGGAAGCCGACAAUGCUAUACUAGCUGUCUGGACGAGAGGUACCCGCAGUUGGGAAGAGAGCUUGCCUGAAUGGGCACCUCGACAAUAAUACAGCCGAUCUACCAUGAUAGAAUGAUAGUGUCUGGAUGCAACUGCAGAAUGCUCCUGUUACAGAUACACGCCUGGUCAAUGGAAACGGCGGGCGGUGGCACUCUUCAUCUGUCUGUCCCGCAGGGGAUGAAGAGGGAGAGCAUUGGACUACCAUGACUUCAUCGCAGAGCACCCGCCCUUCUCGACUGAAAGCGUAAAUUGACCGAGCCGAGGAGUUUGCAGGGUUUCACUAAGGUAUCAAGCCAGAUAUUGGUGCGCAUCAAGUCCGCCGUGGAUUGCUUAUGAUUGAAGAGCUGGAUAUAGCUCAGGUUGGUGUGCGGUAUCUUCGUACAUCUUCGAGCAUUCAAGUUCUCCCGUAUCGGUGCGCAGCCUGAGUGUUGUGCCUCUUUUUGACGCGUUCCUUCCUUCCUGCUCCAGCCUUCGCCAGACUCGGAGCGUGACUGACUCCAUCAUUGACGCGCCCCUUCAAGCUCUUCUGCAGGCACUGGCAGUGUGAGGAAGGUGCGCUGGAACAUGGCUGCAAGUAUAUUAAUGCCACUGCCACACAACUGCUUCAAGUUCUUCCAUCUUCCUCGUUUCACUCUACUUCAUCAAAUCAACCCUGCAAGACCAAGCCCUGAAUUUCUUCAAAUCCAGCCUACCUCAAUCCUCCUUGAAUCAUCUUGCCCACUCCAACAUGUCUGACGCCGGCCCCAUCAGCGACAGCCGUGAACUGCUCUCCAACCUCAAGAAGGAUACCCACGAUGUUGCCCGCAGUGAUGCCCCCGAAGUGACCAAGGAACAUGUGCAAAGUGCCAUGGGAAAAUUCGCCUCCGCAAUCGCCCAGCAUAAGGGGGCCCAGAACCUUCAGCGAGGUAGCAACAACACAAUUGCCCAAGUGCCCAUGGCGGAUGGCACAGUCGACAAGAAGGCCGUUCAGGAGAGUUUGGAUGCAAAAGCCCAAGCCAUGAUGCCACCAAACGGUCAGCCCAUCCCACGAGGAAGUGAAACAAGCCGCCUCCAGAGCGCUGCCGACCAAUACCGACUUGCACAAGAAGGAUCUUAGACAACGCAGAGGAGGGCAGCCUGAUGUGAGAGCGAGGAAGCAAGACAGUCUGGCAAUCCAACAGUACCAGUAUGACAACAUGAUAUGACAAUAUGAGCUAUGUUGUGGGCGGAAAAGAACAUGGAUGGUGCCGUGGCAGUCAGGUACCGAAGAUGUACAGAAGUGGAUGUCAGGGAUGCACGUGUGUAAUGCAGUGUUGAGAAAGUAUUGUGUAUAUCAUAGUCAAAUGUUCAGUCUGGUUCGGAA